AUGAAGCGGCUCGAUCUUUCGCAGCAAUCGACUUGGCGGCGUUUUGCCCGCACCGCCAAGUGCUUCAUCGGCACCCCCGUUGAGGAAGAUAUUUUCCGCGUUACGGUAACGCGAGGUUCAUGCGUAUUCCUCAACGGUGGAACUAUAUUUGGUGGUGAACAAGGUAUUCUUUGCCGCUUCGCGCUUAUCUCAGAGUUGCUGACGCACCACAGAACUGAACGUCUUACCGAAGCACCUCUCGAUCCUUCAAAACUCUAG
Messenger RNA from Soboliphyme baturini, 258 nucleotides. The record is from the annotation of a GenBank genome assembly. Lineage: Eukaryota; Metazoa; Nematoda; Enoplea; Dioctophymatida; Soboliphymatidae.